CUUGAUCAGUGGGGCUGCCAAUAAAGCCUUCAGCAUUUCUGCCAUUUAUCUCGAACAUCUCAACGCUGGAUUCAGCAUCACUCAUCGUCCCUUCGCCGCGCUUUUUCGUUUGCUUUUCAAGCAGGCCGUUAGCGACUGCGUGAAAAGAAACGAUCUUAAAAAACCGUCCGCUACUCUCUGUCACGUCUUCGUCGCCAUGGACGCGUCAACCCGCGCUGCGCUGUCGCACGCGCUGCAUCCGACCACUCUACUAACAGCGCACAAUCUACGCAGAUCGGUGCGCGUGGCGGCUGCCCCUCAGCCUCUACCUCAUCUCACCACGUCGCGGUCGUCGCGCACGUCGCGAAAGUCGUCCCAGUCAAUGCUGCCGGAGUCGCCGCAGUCGCCGGGAAUCGCAGCUGUCGCCGGGAAGAAGAAGCGGGCGUCGCGCAGCCGCGCGUCGUCGCCGCCGCCUCAAGCCGUCGUUUCCGAUCAAUUCCCCGCAGCAGCAGAGGAGACCGGCAUCAGCGCCGACGCGCACGCGGCGGCGGCGACGGCCGGGGCGGCGGCGAUCGUGGAGCAGAUGUACGAGGAGGUGGACGGGCACAUGGUGCCGGCGCGCAUGCUCACCUUCACCAUCGUCGGCGCGUCAGGGGACCUCGCGCGCAAGAAGAUCUUCCCUGCGCUCUUCGCGCUCUACUAUGAGGGCUGCCUCCCGAAGCGGUUUCAAAUAUUCGGGUACGCGCGUAGCAAGAUGGACGACGCGCAGCUGCGCGAGCUCAUCAGCACCACGCUCACGUGCCGCAUCGACAAGAGCGACGACUGCGGCGACAAGAUGGACUAUUUCCUGGAGCGGUGCUUCUACCACAGCGGACAGUACGACAGCGAGGACAGCUUCGCGGGGCUCGACAAGCGCAUGAAGGAACUCGAGGCGGGCUACAUCGCGGACCGCAUGUACUACCUCGCCAUCCCGCCCAACGUGUUCGUGCCUGCGGCGCGGUCGGUGUCGCUGGCGGCGACGUCCCAGACGGGGUACACGCGCGUGAUCGUGGAGAAGCCGUUCGGCCGCGACAGCGAGUCCAGCGCGCAGCUCACACAGCAGCUCGGGCAGCACUUCACCGAGGACCAGAUUUACCGCAUCGACCACUACCUGGGCAAGGAGCUGGUGGAGAACCUGCUGGUGCUGCGCUUCUCGAACCUGGUGUUCGAGCCGCUGUGGUCGCGCCAGUACAUCCGCAACGUGCAGAUCAUCUUUUCCGAGGACUUUGGCACCGAGGGCCGUGGCGGGUACUUUGACCACUACGGCAUCAUCCGGGACAUCAUGCAGAACCACCUGCUGCAGAUCCUCACGCUCUUCGCCAUGGAGCCGCCCGUCUCGCUCUCUGCGGACGACAUCAUCAAUGAGAAGGUGAAGGUGCUGCGCUCCAUGCGCCAGGUGAAGCUCGAGGACGCAGUGGUCGCGCAGUACAAGGGCCACGUCAGCAAGUCAGGCUGCAAGUACGAGGGCUACACGGACGACCCCACGGUGCCAGACAACAGCAUCACGCCCACGUUCGCAGCAGCGGCUAUGUUCAUUGACAAUGCGCGUUGGGACGGGGUGCCCUUCCUCAUGAAGGCCGGCAAGGCGCUGCACGACCUCAGGUGUGAGAUCCGGGUGCAGUUCCGGCACGUGCCGGGGAACCUGUACCAGCACAACAUGUUUGGCGUGGACGUGGACCUGUGCACCAACGAGCUGGUCAUCCGCCUGCAGCCCAACGAGGCCAUCUACCUCAAGAUCAACAACAAGGUCCCGGGGCUCGACUUCAGGCUCGACCGCUCGCGCCUCAACCUGCGAUACAUUGACAGGUAUCAGCACGAGCUGCCGGAUGCGUAUGAGCGCCUGCUGCUGGAUGCCAUGGAGGGGGACAAGCGCCUCUUCAUCCGCUCUGAUGAGCUUGAGGCUGCGUGGAACAUCUUCACACCGCUGCUGCAGGAUUUGGAGAAGAAACACCUUGCCCCGGAGCUUUAUCCCUAUGGCAGCAGGGGGCCUAUUGGAGCCCAUUACUUAGCGGCUAAGCACAAUGUGCGGUGGGGCGAUCUUUCUUAGGCAAUGGGGGAGUGUUCAGCCAUUUUUCAGCUGGACUGGAUUAGCUUGAAAAAGCAAUCCUAGGUAGGAGUAAGGAACGUGGUGGGAGUUUCCCAUGUAACGUGAGGAAAAUAGUCGUCAAGAAAACUUGUUUCUCCCUUUCAAGGAUUUUAGCGUUUCUGAAGUGUAACACUACACUCGAGGAAGAUCACAACGGGUACGCGAGUCAACGGAGGUUACACGAGGGGGCGGACAAAGAACGCGAAGGGACUCGAAGGGUCGCAACUGGAGGUUAGGACUGA
Molecule: messenger RNA, 2346 nt
Organism: Closterium sp. NIES-67
Lineage: Eukaryota; Viridiplantae; Streptophyta; Zygnematophyceae; Desmidiales; Closteriaceae
Source: the annotation of a GenBank genome assembly